AUGGCAAAACGUCAUAAUCAUUAUAGAGGCCGUGGUACCGGUCGUGGUACUGGUCGUGGUGGCCGUAGACAUCAUGGUAGCUCGAGAGGAAGAGGUGGUGGAAAAUUCUCCAAAGGAAAAGGUAGACAUCAAUCUAGCAGGUCAAAGGGGAUGCCACCGCUCGGAAAUGGUGAUCUAAGCAAUCCUGACACGGAAGAUGUGUUCUUUGGUGACCAUAUCGACCCCAGCACUGUGGAAGAUUACUACUUUGGCCGUCACAAGGACAAGUCCAUGUCGAUGGGUGGUUUUAGACCAGGACAACGUGAAGAGAAGCCUGGUAGUAAGUUGGCGUUUCGUAAAAGACCUAUGGCUUUUGUUAAGGCUAUCGAUGUCUACGACCCAUCGCAUGAUCUUAUUGAAACAUUGAGAAGAGAGAAUAGCCAUUUGAUUAAACCUGAUGUACAAGAGGGUGAUGAUGAAAAUGAUGAUAUGCAAGAAGAAUAUGGUGAUGAAAGUGAUGAUGGGAAUGAAGCUGAGAAUGAGGAAGAAGAAGAAGAAGAAGAAGAAGAAGAAGAAGAAGAAGAAGAAGAAGAAGAAGAAGAAGAAGAAGAUGAUGAUGAUGAGCUAGAGCUAGAAGAAGAGCAAGAGGCAGUUGAAGAACAGAAGGAUGAGGAACAGGAAAAAGCGGAUGAGGAUGAGGAUAUGGACAAACAAGAAACUUCUGAUGUUACUGCGGUUAAAGAUGAAGAUUUAUAUGUAAUGGAUGAUGAAGGCGAAGAAGCUGGUGUUGACAUAAAAUCUGUGCACGUGGAAGAAACGGACACUACAGCUAAUAAUACCGAAUAUGAUCCUACGAUAACCGUUGGUAAAGUCCAGCUUUCUGUGAAACAAGAUGAGCCUGAGGAAUCAGUAGAUAACCGCCAUGUCGAUAGUCCACAGCUUUCGGGAACAAUGGGAAGUCUCAAAAUUUGUGAAAGUGCUUCACCACCCCCAGAUCAAUCACAAGAUCCACAAGACCCACAAGAGCUGCCGUUUGGUAUGGCGGAAGAAGAUUCGCUAGUCGAUUUAUCUGAAAUUUCCAUAACAAACGUCAGAGUUGGAUUUGCGGAUGAUUCCUACUUUGUUAAAUGUUUCCGUAUGUUUGGUGAUCAUGAACCAAAGUGGGUGGAUAGAGACAAUUUAUCAGAUUUUAUCCUAGAAGAGUUAAAUUAUCCUGAACAUCGUCUUGGUGCAUAUUUGCAAUUCAUCAAAGAAUCCCUAAUAAAACAAGAAGAACCAGAGCCAACGUAUUCAGAUAUACCGCUUUCAGAUUCAGAUUCAGAUGAAUAUGGAGAAGAAGGUUACUUCAGGAAAGAAGAAAGUGUAAGUUCAGAUAUGAGAGAAGGACUUGAUGAUUUGAUUGCAUAUACGGAGAAAUACAAUGUUGGACGUAACAUGGAAUAUGAGACUUCUACACUUAAUUCCGUUGGUAAAGGUAAAAAGAAGAAGCUACUUAUUGAUGAAUCAUUAGGUUUGGAUUCAGCUACCAUUUCUACUUUAGAAGACAAGUUUAGAAAUAGAAUAGAAUCAAAGGCAAACAAAAGAAGGACUAAGCAAGAUUUCAUAGAUGAAAUGAACCAAUUUUCUGAAGAUUUGUUCAAAAAAUACCCCAUUGGAUUGCAUAUACAAAAUAUUAAAGAUGAGUGUGAGUUCUUUUUACUAAAAGAGAGAGAUAGAUUAAGUUUCCCACCAUUAGAUCCUCAUGGUAAUAAUGUUGUCUUAAAGAUGUCGCAUCAUUUCAAUUUAAAAGGUUAUAGAGAAGGUUCCGGUAAGGGUACGCAUGUAGUUGCACAAAAGACGAGAGCCACUGAGAGAUAUUCACCCGACUAUAAUCGUGUGCACCAAUUGUUGAGACAACGUCCAGUUUUCUACAGAAUUGAUGUAAAUCGUCCAGGUAAAACAACCACAGAGAGGUUUAAAACACAAAAGGCUAAAUUCCAUGCCAACGAAGGUGAAGUUGUUGGUCAAGAUGCGCCUGCCAUUGGCUCAGAAAAUGUUGGUAGAAGAAUGUUGGAAAAACUGGGUUGGUCCAAUGGUGAAGGCCUAGGUGCUCGUGGUAAUAAAGGUAUUGCCGAACCACUAAUGGCCAGAGUGAAAAAGAGUAAAUCAGGGCUUAAGCAAUCUCAAGAACAAUAA
Molecule: messenger RNA, 2154 nt
Organism: Zygosaccharomyces rouxii
Lineage: Eukaryota; Fungi; Ascomycota; Saccharomycetes; Saccharomycetales; Saccharomycetaceae
Gene: SQS1
Product: Sqs1p
Exons: 1
Coding region: 1-2154 (717 amino acids)
Molecular function (GO): nucleic acid binding
Source: RefSeq, a predicted model, not a curated record